Aspergillus novofumigatus IBT 16806 is the source of this 1403-nucleotide messenger RNA. Its product is annotated as DUF3429 domain-containing protein. The record is from RefSeq and is a predicted model, not a curated record. NCBI's taxonomy places the organism in Eukaryota, Fungi, Ascomycota, Eurotiomycetes, Eurotiales, Aspergillaceae. The transcript is spliced from 5 exons. The coding region runs from base 119 to 1057 and encodes 312 amino acids.
CCACACCUCAUCAUUGUAUCACUUCAUUCCCGGUCCUCAGGAUUGAUUGCUUCCACGACCACAAAAUCUCCACUCUUACGAGUUCAGCUCGGUAAAGCAUCAGCUACCCCAGUCCACCAUGCUCUACAGAAACUCGGUUGCCCGCUCUGUGCUCAGGGCUAUUUCUAGCUCCAAUGCUUCGGUCGCCCGCUCGACUUUCUCCAACAAUGUGUUCAAGGCUCACCUGACAUCCUCCGCUCGUUUUCCCGCUCGCGCAUCCAGCUUGGCCCUGACUACCCGCAAGCCCGUCACCACUGCGCUUGUCCGCUAUGCCUCCAGCGUCCCGGGCUCUACCAACGUCCCCAAGGAAGCCAAGGUUGCCGAGGAGGACCAUGACAUGAUGGCGGGUAUCAAGACCGAAGCGAAAGUCAUCAAGGACACUUUCAGCCUUGAGGGAACCCCCAAGGAGGCUCUCUACCUCGGAAUGGCUGGUGUCAUCCCCUACCUCGCUACUUCCCUCGAGACUGUCUACCUUUCCUACGAGAUCAACCGUGCUACCGCCACCGGUGAUGGCCUCAUUUUCUCCGGCCAGACUGCCGAGCUGAUGCUUCACAUGCUCGAGCCUAUCCAGGUCGGCUAUGGUGCUGUGAUCCUCUCCUUCCUUGGAGCUGUUCACUGGGGUCUUGAAUGGGCCGGAUACGGUGGCAAGCACGGUUACAGGCGCUACGCUGCCGGUGUCAUCGCCCCCGCUGUUGCCUGGCCCACCCUGCUACUUCCCGUCGAAUACGCCUUGAUCAGCCAGUUCCUCGCCUUCACCUUCCUGUACUACAAUGACGCCCGCGCUGCUGCCCACGGCCGUGCUCCCCACUGGUAUGGCAUGUACCGCUUUGUCCUGACCUUCGUUGUCGGAGCCAGCAUCGUGGCCAGCUUGAUCGGCCGUGAGCAGAUCGCCAACACCAUCAGCACUGAGCACACGAUCACCGACAAGAUCAACGCGCUGCUCUUCCUGCAGAAGAAGGAGAAGGAAGAGGCUAAUGCUCGCCGCCGCGCCGAGCUCGGCGAGGAGGAGUCUGAGUAAAUGACAGACUUGCGGGAUACAGGUGAUACUCUGUGCAUUUUGAGAUGCUCAUAGCACAUGAUAUGACCUAUUGAGGGGUUGGGUGAUAUCCCGGGCUGCCUGUGGCAGCUCAAUGUGACAGUGGGAAAGACGUCGCAUCGUUUUGAUCGAGUUUCUGUAGAUUACAUGCGAAUUCAAUGACCUGGCGGACGCUGGUACUUUCUUUUGUUUGAAUUUCUAUUGGACUGUAUAUGAACAGGUUAGACUUAUUCGGUGGGUUCUCGAAAAUUGCUGGAUUAAGCUGAAGAGGGGUACGGAGUAGCGUCAAGACGGUUAGUCUAGAGAAAUUCAAAACUUCUCUUUGAUU